AUGGCAGGCGGCAAGGGCAAGACCGGCGGCAAGACAGGUGGUAAGGCAGGUGGCGGCGAAGCUGGAAAGAGUCAGAAGUCUCACUCUGCAAAGGCCGGACUCCAGUUCCCCUGCGGACGUGUCAAGCGUUUCCUCAAGUCGCAGACCCAGAACAAGAUGAGAGUCGGCGCCAAAGCUGCCGUCUACGUUACCGCCGUCCUCGAAUACCUCACUGCCGAAGUCCUCGAACUCGCUGGAAACGCUGCCAAGGAUCUCAAGGUGAAGCGUAUCACGCCCCGCCAUCUCCAGCUUGCCAUCCGCGGAGACGAAGAACUCGACACCCUCAUUCGCGCGACCAUCGCCUUUGGUGGUGUCCUGCCACACAUCAACCGUGCUCUGUUGCUCAAGGUCGAGCAGAAGAAGGGCAAGAAGGUGGAGUAA
Fulvia fulva is the source of this 420-nucleotide messenger RNA. RefSeq names its product Histone. Lineage: Eukaryota; Fungi; Ascomycota; Dothideomycetes; Mycosphaerellales; Mycosphaerellaceae. The coding region runs from base 1 to 420 and encodes 139 amino acids. The record is from RefSeq and is a predicted model, not a curated record. Gene Ontology annotation, molecular function: protein heterodimerization activity; DNA binding; structural constituent of chromatin. Gene Ontology annotation, cellular component: nucleosome. The transcript is spliced from 3 exons.